Messenger RNA from Olea europaea var. sylvestris, 1451 nucleotides. RefSeq names its product zinc finger CCCH domain-containing protein 34-like. The transcript has 2 exons. The record is from RefSeq and is a predicted model, not a curated record. Gene Ontology annotation, molecular function: mRNA binding; metal ion binding. NCBI's taxonomy places the organism in Eukaryota, Viridiplantae, Streptophyta, Magnoliopsida, Lamiales, Oleaceae. The coding region runs from base 197 to 583 and encodes 128 amino acids.
UUCUUUUNUUCCACUGCAAAAUACCCACCCCACUCCAUCUAUGAAAUUCACUUGCAGAAUCUCACUUGAGUCACUUCCAUAAGCCAUUGAUGGCUUAUAAAGAUUGAUAUCUAUGUAUCUAUUAUAUAGACAUAUAUUUUGUGCGAAUAUUUAUACAUAGUUGUAUGGUAUUUUAGUGUGUAUAGAGUGUGUGUAUAUGUCUAAAAGAAUGGAGAGGUACGGCGGGGGUGAGGCAGUGGAGGGGGCACCAGUGGAUCCGAUGGUGGAAUGGGCCUCUCCUAGCGGUGAAACCGGACUGGAAGAGCCUAUGUGGGAGUUGGGCCUUGGAGGUGGGAUUGAAUCGUACCCGGAGAGGCCGGGCGAGCCUGAUUGUGGUUAUUACUUGAAGACUGGGUUCUGUGGGUAUGGUGCUCGCUGUCGUUUCAGUCAUCCCCGUGAUCGGAGUGCGGUAAAAGCUUUCAAUUUUUAUGUGUCGAAUUUUGAUCUGGAGGGUUUAAUUUUGACUUUUUGUUGCAGGAUUGGUGUGAUAGAGCACUCAAAGUGUUGGGUUUUGCUAAUUACUGUGAAUUUAUUCCAUUUUUAAUGGGGCGCUAAUUACUGUGAAUUUAUUCCAUUUUUAAUUGGGUUUUGUGUAGAUUUGGUUCUAAUUUGUGUAAAAAGUAAUCUUUUUGAGUUUUACUGGAGAUCAUAAUAGUUUUUGCAAGAAAGGGAAUACAAUAUAUUGUGGAAAACAUUUCCUUCUGAUGGUUUUGAUUUAGAAACAUGGACGGAUUGAUUUCAUUUGUGUUCUGAUAACAGGUUAUGGGAGCAUUGAUUGCUGACGAUGGUGAUUACCCUGAACGUGUUGGUCAACCAGUCUGCCAGGUAUGCAUUUACUUGAAAUUAAUUUUGCGAACAAAGAUAUAUGUGUAUGUGUUUGUUGCGUAAAAUAAUGCUUGGCAUCAGGUAUUCAUUUGCAUGCAAUUUGUCUUCGACAAAAAUAUACGUUUAUUGGUUUGUUUAGCGAAAAAGAUGUUCUCUGCCAGGUAUCCAUUUGCAUUCAAAAUUAUUAAAGAUGUUGAAUAAAUUAAUAAUAGGGAUAUAAAGAAAAAAUAUAAAGGUUUGUUAUUACUUUCUGAAGGCAAAGUAUUUAUAAAUUAAUUUAUACUAUGGAAUUUCCAUUUGCUAGAUUUUACUGUGUAAUGAUUAAUCCAUCUGUUCAUUGUUUAAUAUGGGGAAAGUACAUUUGUGAGAUUAUUUUACUCAAGCAAUUUGUCUGCUUACUGUUUUGUAGACUGAAUUUCUCUUUGUUGAUCCAUGGAUUCAAACAUUUUGUCUGCGUACUAUCUGAAAUUGUCCUUUUGUUCCCUAUAGAUUCCUAGUUUGACGUCUAUGAAAAUACCUUGUUUGGAUUUGAUUGUGCCAUUUAUUAAAUGCCUCCAUAUGAAUUGGUCAACUGCCUAUUAUCGAAG